Messenger RNA from Phragmites australis (common reed), 1256 nucleotides. Its product is annotated as sex determination protein tasselseed-2-like. NCBI's taxonomy places the organism in Eukaryota, Viridiplantae, Streptophyta, Magnoliopsida, Poales, Poaceae. The transcript is spliced from 2 exons. Bases 160 to 1197 code for a protein of 345 amino acids. Gene Ontology annotation, molecular function: oxidoreductase activity, acting on the CH-OH group of donors, NAD or NADP as acceptor. The record is from RefSeq and is a predicted model, not a curated record.
UAACUAACUCCCUCGAUCGCCAUUUCUUUAUUCCUUUUGCAUUCUCAGUGGCACUAUAUAUAUACACACGCGCGCGCGCGUGGACCAGCUAGCAGAAGCGGAUGCAACAGCGCCUCCUCUUCCACUUUGAUCCUCUCCCACGCAUCCCUGAACUGAUCGAUGCACGGCGCUGUCGUUGCCUCCGCCUUCCAAGACCACCACUCCCCCGCCACCGCAGCCAUGACCGCCGUCGAGUACAUCCCUGACAAGAUCACCCACCUGCAGCCCGCCAACUGCAGUGACACCAGGCCGCCUUCUUCCAUCCGUGCCACCCCCUCGCCCUGGGACGACAGCACCACCAACUCCGCUAAAAAUGGCGCUGCCUCCACCAUGCACAAGAGGUUGGACGGCAAGGUGGCCAUUGUGACGGGCGGCGCGCAGGGGAUCGGCGAGGCGAUCGUGCGGAUGUUCGUCCGGCACGGCUCGCGGGUGGUCAUCGCCGACAUCGACGACGCGGCCGGGGAGGCGCUGGCGGCGGCGCUGGGCCCGCAGGCCUGUAGCUACGAGCACUGCGACGUGUCCGUGGAGGCCGAAGUGGAGCGCACCGUGCAGCGCGCCGUGGCGCGGCACGGGCGGCUGGACGUGCUGUGCAACAACGCCGGGGUGCUGGGCCGGCAGACGCGCGCGGCCAAGAGCAUCACGUCUUUCGACGCCGCCGAGUUCGAGCACGUGCUGCGCGUCAACGCGCUGGGCGCCGCGCUCGGCAUGAAGCACGCGGCGCGCGCCAUGCUGCCGCGCCGCGCCGGUAGCAUCGUGUCCGUGGCCAGCGUCGCGGGCGUGAUGGGCGGCAUGGGGCCCCACGCGUACACGGCGUCCAAGCACGCCGUGGUGGGGCUCACCAAGAACGCGGCCUGCGAGCUGGGCCAGCACGGCAUCCGCGUGAACUGCAUCUCCCCCUUCGGCGUGGCCACCCCGAUGCUGGUCAACGCGUGGCGCCAGCAUGGCGACGCAACAGCAGCGGCGCCGAGCGAGGAGGAGGUGGAGAAGAUGGAGGAUGUGGUGCGUGGCCUUGCGACGCUCAAGGGCGCGACGCUGAGGCCGAGCGACAUUGCGGAGGCGGCGCUGUUCCUUGCCAGCGAUGAGUCUAGGUACGUGUCGGGGCACAACCUGGUCGUGGACGGCGGCGUCACCACCUCCAGGAACGUCAUCGGAUUGUAAUCCGGCCGGCCGGCCGCGGCUGCUUUGAGAUCUAGUAAUCCGUGCUAGCGUCACAUGAA